Molecule: messenger RNA, 3751 nt
Organism: Grammomys surdaster
Lineage: Eukaryota; Metazoa; Chordata; Mammalia; Rodentia; Muridae
Product: zinc finger protein OZF-like
Exons: 6
Coding region: 464-2089 (541 amino acids)
Biological process (GO): negative regulation of transcription by RNA polymerase II
Molecular function (GO): DNA-binding transcription repressor activity, RNA polymerase II-specific
Source: RefSeq, a predicted model, not a curated record
CUGCAUAGACCCAAUUUCUUUCCUACCGAUGGCUGCUAUCCUGUAGUUCGAAGUGUCUUUCUUCACCUCCGGUCCAUCUUUACGUCUAGAGAGUCGCCGAGUCGGGGUGGGGGUGUGACGGCGGCCGUGGAGGGUCAGUUUAAGGCGUGGCUGUGUGUGCAGCUCGCCGAGAGGCGGUCCCCGUAGGCCCGAAGCCUGGGACGGGCGGGUCUCACGGGCACCCCGCCUCCCUCCGGUCGCUGCGAAUGCUCUCCGAGCUUCCAUCUGCUCGCUCGCCCUCUGCAGAAGCCUCCCUAGCCGCCUUCCAGGUUCCUCUUCCAGCACAGAACCCUGCCACGAGCUAUCGCUCUGCAGCUGCAGCCGCAGCCGCCGCCUCCACCGCACAGCCCAGCGAUUGUGGAGCUCGGGAACUCUGUGCAAGGACUCAGAUCCCAUUCUCGAAGAAAAGAGAAAGGUAGAAAAAAUGGUGGCUGACUGCCUGACAAAUUGUUACCAGGUCUCAGUAACUUUUGAUGAUGUGGCUGUGGACUUCACCCAAGAAGAAUGGAUUUUAUUGGAUCAAGCUCACAGAGACCUCUAUAGAGAGGUGAUGCUGGAGAAUUACCAGAACCUGGCCUCAGCAGGAUGUGAGGUCAUCAAACCCAGUCUGAUCUCCUGGUUGGAAGAAGAGGAUUUGCACAGAGAAGAUCUCCAAGAAUGGGAAAUGCCACUUGGCACCCAAGAGUCAACAUUUCAUCAGGAUUUUUUGAGGGGACAGACUUCCAGUGGAGUACAAACAGGCAGAAGCCACAGUGCUCGAGAACUCUGUUACUAUACACAAUGUGGAGAAAUUUUCAGUGAACACUCAUAUUUCAAGACACAUGUGAAAACGCACAGUGCAUGGAACACUGGACAUCUCAGCCACUCAGAUCAGGAUGCAUCUGCUCCAGUACACACCAUUAAAACGUACCCAUGUAAGCUUUGUGGGAAAGCCUUUGGGCGAUCUUCAAAUCUCAAUAGACACCUGCGAAGCCACACUGGAGAAAAACCCUAUGAGUGUAAGGAGUGUGGGAAAGCCUUCACUACCUACUCAAGGCUAGUGGAACACUUUAGAACUCACACUGGAGAAAAACCGUAUAAAUGCAAGGAUUGUGGGAAAGCCUUUGCUAAGCGGUCAGGCCUUAUAACACACAUAUCAACCCAUGCUUCAGAGAAACCCUUUGCAUGUAAAGAGUGUGGGAAAGCCUUUGCUUCAUCCCCACGACUUAGUCAGCAUAUAAGAAUUCACAGUGGAGAGAGACCCUACAUAUGUAAGGAAUGUGGACGAGCCUUCCUCACUUCCUCGUACCUGCGGAACCAUGUAGGAAGAACUCACAGUGGAGAAAGACCCUACAUAUGUGGAGAAUGUGGAAAAGCCUUCCAUUCUUACUCAAAUCUACGUAGACAUGUAAGAACUCACAGUGGAGAAAGACCCUAUAUAUGCAAGGAAUGUGGAAAAGCCUUCCUCAAUUCCUCAUACCUACAUAACCAUAUAAGAAAAACACACAGUGGAGAGAUGCCUCACAUAUGUGGUGAAUGUGGGAAAGUCUUCCAUGCUUCCUCAUACCUGCGUAGACACUUAAGGACUCACAGUGGAGAGAGACCAUGCAUAUGUAAGGAAUGUGGGAAAGCCUUCCUCAACUCCUCGUAUUUACGUAAGCAUCUAACCAUUCACACUGGAGACAAACCCUACGAGUGUAAGCAAUGUGGGAAAGCCUACCGCAAGUACAAUCUGCUACACGACCAUUUAAAAACUCAUGCGGUAGAAAAGCCGUUUGAAUGUGAUGUAUGUGGAAAAUCCUUUCAGUAUUUCUCAUACCUCACUAAACACAUUCGUAUUCACACCGGAACAAAACCUUAUAAAUGUAAGUACUGUGGGAAAGACUUCACUACUUCCUCAAGCCGAACUGAACAUAUCCGAACUCACACUGGCGAGAGGCCUUAUGAGUGUACGGAAUGUGAGAAAACCUUCAGUUCCUCAUCUAACCUCAUUCACCACGUAAAAAUCCAUGCUAGAGAGAAACCUUUUGUUGAGAAUGUAGGGAAGCCUACAGUAGAUUUUCCCUGCUAACCAAACACUAGUAACUCAGGUAAACAGUCACUUAAGAUAGGAGGAAUGCCAGAAACCCUUCACCCCUCAUGUCUUGGUUUCGUCAGACUGGGACUUACACUACUAAGAAGCCAAGGAAUGUCCAACAGCCCCCAGCUGUGACAGUUUACUCUGAAAACAUGAAAAGAACUCAUACUCAAGAUGUCCCAUGAAUUUACGGAAAUAGUAAAGCCCUCACUCCUUCCUAGGACCAUACUAAAUGUGUGAGACUUCACAGUGAAGGGAAAUCACUGAUGUAAGAUGCAUAGAAGGUUGUAGUUCUAUUAAAUAUUUUAAAAUCACUUUUCCCAACAGUUGAGAAAACCUUAUGAAGGUAAGGAGUGUUAGAAAGUAACGUGAACUCCAUUCUCAGUAUUUAGUAACAUUAUAAUUCAUACCCAAGAGAAAUUAACUAUAAGGAACUUUUGUCCACGUGCCCUCAAGUGUGGUGUGCUGGCAGCAUUAAGGCCUGUUGGGUGAUAUUUAUUUUGAACUUUUGUCCUGAUUCCUGUCCUGAUAGUCCUCGAGUUAUGAUAUGUUUUCUUUCCUACAAGCAACACCAUUUCAUCUUGGUUGCUACAACUUCUGUGUAGUAAGCUGGUAUUAUGAGGACUUUUGAACUAUAAACAUUGUUUUAGUGUAAUGCAGAUUCUGUUGUUGGCUUACCAACUAUUAAACAUGCUACUCUAUAGUAACUUACAGCAGCUGAGUUUCAUAAUACAGUCUUCAAGGUUGUUAAAGUGCCCUUGCUCCCUUUUCACAACUUUUAGAUAAAAGUUGAUAAACAAGUAAGCAAACAAGCUAGUAGAAUUCCUUUCACAAACAGUUGAGCUAGGAAUCCAUAAAUCCAUCAGUCCUCGAUGGAGCCAGAGCCCUCAAGAUCCAGACGGCUCUCGUCCUACACUGCGAACUCUACAGCCCUAUGGUCCAAGCCUGCAGUACAUGAAUGUUUGGGGGUACAUUUCAGAUAUAAUACAACCCCUCCUGGCUUCUGGUAAUUCCUCAAGAUUACAGAUAACUCGAAUGCUUGGGGACAUGUUUUAUAAUCAUUAUAAUUUGUAGUUGUAUCCUAUUGUAUGUGCAUAUUGGGAGUGGGAUAGGUGUACGUGUCACAGUGCACAUGGGGAGGUCAGACAUGGCUUGGCAAGCCUUAACUCACUGAGCUGUCUCACCGACAUGUACUUUUCAUAUUCUGAGCAAUUCAAUGAGGCCCAGAGAGAUGACUCUGUGGUUAAGAACACUUUCUGUUUCAGAGGACCAGAGUUUAGUUCCCAGCAUUCACACUGAGAUGUUCACAACUGCCUUUACUCAAGCUCCAGGGGAUCAGACUUCCUCUUCUAGUCUCUGGGUACCCACAGACAAGUGCACAUACAGUCACAUAAAUAAAGUCUUUUAAAAAGGAAAAAAAAACAACUAAUAGAAUCCCAAACUCUAUUAUUUUCUAAGAACCCACUAAGCAUGUAUGUCCCAUGUCCUAAAUCAAUCUAGAUCAAAACUGAAGGUAAAUAGAGACAUCACCUAUAUAUACUCUUGCUUAUUAGAAUUAUUCAAAAGUAUUGAUCUUAACAUUUUUUUUCCAGCCGUACUUUUGCUUCUUGGCAUAAAUUUCAAUAAACAUUGUGGCUAAGGCUUUUCUUGCUUCCA